Messenger RNA from Pseudopodoces humilis (Tibetan ground-tit), 4893 nucleotides. It is a transcript of the gene PRKX, whose product is annotated as protein kinase cAMP-dependent X-linked catalytic subunit. Lineage: Eukaryota; Metazoa; Chordata; Aves; Passeriformes; Paridae. The record is from RefSeq and is a predicted model, not a curated record. Gene Ontology annotation, molecular function: ATP binding; cAMP-dependent protein kinase activity. Gene Ontology annotation, biological process: protein phosphorylation. Gene Ontology annotation, cellular component: cytosol; cAMP-dependent protein kinase complex.
AUGGACGCCUUCAGCGCUGCCAAGGCCAAGAUGGGGGCGAAGAGCGGCGGCGAGGCGGCGGCGGCGGGAGGGGCCGCGCCUCAGCCCGCCGUGCCGGCCCCCAGCCCAGCCGGUCCCGGCUCGCCCGCCGCGCUCGAGCCCGCUGCUUACAAGCUGGAGGACCUGGAGACCCUGGCUACCGUGGGCACAGGUACCUUUGGACGUGUUCAUCUGGUGAAGGAAAAAAUGGGCAAGCGUUACUUUGCACUGAAAGUAAUGAGCAUUCCUGAUGUCAUUAGACUGAAGCAAGAGCAGCAUGUGCACAAUGAAAAGUCUGUCUUGAAAGAAGUCAACCACCCUUUUUUGAUCAGAUUAUUUUGGACCAACCACGAUGAACGUUUUUUAUACAUGUUAAUGGAAUAUGUGCCAGGAGGAGAACUUUUUAGUUACCUGCGCAACAUGGGGCGUUUCAACAACAGCACAGGACUGUUUUACUCGACGGAAAUUAUUUGUGCAAUAGAAUACCUGCACUCCAAAGAAAUAGUUUACAGAGACUUAAAACCUGAAAAUAUAUUACUAGACAAAGAAGGACAUAUCAAGCUUACUGACUUUGGAUUUGCAAAAAAACUGGUGGACAGAACAUGGACUCUUUGUGGCACUCCUGAGUACCUUGCGCCAGAAGUUAUACAAAGUAAAGGCCAUGGAAGAGCUGUGGAUUGGUGGGCCCUAGGAAUUCUUAUAUUUGAGAUGUUGUCAGGGUUUCCUCCAUUUUUUGAUGACAAUCCAUUUGGUAUAUAUCAGAAGAUUCUUGCUGGCAAAAUAGAUUUCCCGAGGCAUUUGGAUUUAUAUGUAAAAGACCUUAUUAAGAAGUUGCUUGUGGUUGACAGAACAAGACGACUAGGAAAUAUGAAGAAUGGAGCAGAUGAUGUGAAGAGACAUCGAUGGUUCAGGUCUAUAGACUGGGAUGCUGUACCUCAAAGGAGGCUAAAGCCUCCCAUAGUGCCCAAAGUAUCCAAUGAUGGGGAUACUUCCAAUUUUGAAGCUUAUCCUGAAGAUGACUGGAACAAGACACCUCCAGUACCUCCUAAAGAUUUAGAAAUUUUCAAGAACUUCUGAGUGUAACACCUACACUGGACAAGAAACUGGAAGGACAUUGAAGUGCUAAGAGCAAGUCUGAAGAAUGUUGGAGUUCAGAUAUAAAGCAAGAUUUUUUUUUUUUGUGGCUAAGUAUGAUACUGCAUUCAGAUAUGUGUAUUAGUCUGUAAUAAAUGUCAAAAAAGAUGGAGGCAGGCAGGAAUAAUUUUUUGCUGUAAACAUUUGACUUUAGUUUAGUAAAUUGUAAUAAUGAUAGUCUGCUCUGAAGUAGACUAACUAAAAUGAUAUUUUUAGGAUUAUUUUUUUUAACUUAUGGUUGAAUUAAGUUUCCUGCUAUUCCCAGAUCCUUUUUUGCAUAGUUAACUCAUAGACUUAAUUUUAUAAGUUCAUACUAAACUUGUGUAAUUAAAAGCACAAAUUAGUAUAUAUGUAUAUAAUGAAUACAGUACAACUAAAGCACAGGAAUUGUGCGAAGAUGUAAAUUUUUGUACUUUGCAGAGUCUAUGAUUUUUAUUUUUCAAAUAAUGUUUUACAAGAAGUUCUUUAGGAAUAAAAGUCUUAAAAAAGGAUAAAUGAGUUUUUCAUCAUCUUAUAUACAUUUUCUAAUUCUUUGUAAAAAACAAAAAUAAUUACGUUUUAAGAAAGAUUUGUACCUAAAAUUUCCAAUGCCUCACACUUACACCCAUAGUACUUGAAAGCAGAAAGACAAGGGUAUGUUUUAUUGUUGUUUAAGAUGCAUCUUAAUGGCUAAUUUAUUAAAUUCUGUUACAAUUAUGUCUCUUUGAAAACCAAAAUUUUGAGUGAUAAUACACUGUAUGAAAUGAGAUUCCUCACAUGAAAACUCACUGUAAACUUGCAAGUCAGUCCAUCCUGAUAAAAGGGCUUUAACUGGCUCUGACAAGUUGUUCCCUCGCAAGUUUGUUGUCUUCUCCAAAUAUAAAGCAUGAGCCAUAACAGAGCUUUUUCAUUAGUGAAAUAAUUGCUGUUGAAUGCUGAGCACUUCAGAAUAUCAGAGGGAAGACUGAAUAUAUAGUACAGCCUUAUUUUUCUGCUCCUCCUUUUUUGAAAAUUUCCUAGUCCCUGCUGCCAGCAAUUUCAUAUUAGAGUUCAAACCUUAGAUGCACAGUCUCUAUUUUCAUCCUGUGCUAACACCUUUCUAGCAGCUUGAGUACACUGUGUUUUGGAAGUAUUUGCAAUAUUGCUUCAUUUUAAGUGGCACUAAAUAUCAGUAUGUGCACAUGUAUGGAUCUUUAUAUAUUAAUGCACAGAAACAUGAAGGUAGAUUGAAUACUAGGCAGAAUCUCUUUUUUCAGGUUUUUUUUUUUCCUGUUACAUAUUGUGAUACUUGUGUUAAUAUAAGGGAUUUGAUUUUGAAGUGCUUCAGUUACAAGAAGCAGUUACAUUCUUAGGAUAUUGUGGGUUUAGAUAUCUUCCAGUGAAGCUAUAGUAUUUAGACCAAAUUUGUUUUUUCUCAGAGCACAUCAGCUCUCUAGUGUUCUACUACUGUGACUUAUGGUUCUACAUAUUACUGUUUAAUUAGAUCAUACAGACAGUUUUUCCCAAAAACUACUCUCCACGUUUUUGAUCUGAAAGCAAUAAGAAAUAUAGGCUGAAGAUUUGUUUUUCUAAACUAAACCUUGAAUGCCUAAAAAGUAGGCAUUCUAGUAAUUGUUACUGAAAUUACCAUAUUUCUGAUUUUAUGGCAGAUCAGUUACUGGAGUCUCCUUGUGAAAAAGUUAUCUCAAUUUGUUUUGUUUAGGCAGUACAUAAGUGCUGUUGAGAACCUGUAUCUUCCUGGGGUAUUAUAUUAUUUCUUUAUAAAGCAAGUCUUAUCUGUAUAACUCGUGGCAAAGAUGGACAAUGUGUAACAGAAUCAGGAUAUUUCAAAAUGAUAAUCUGGAAUACCACAAAGCUGUCUUGAUGUUAUGCAGUUUGAUGGCCCCAGCUGCCACUCAGUAAAUACUGUAUAGGAAUGUAUAAUGAAAUACAGGACAAUCCAUAGGAAAUUACAGUUUUAACGUACUUCAAGUUCCUUGUUCUCAUGGAAAAAUUAAUCUAACCCACUAUAUUUGUAUCUGUGAAAUUAGUCGUUCUAAAUCAAUUGGAAAAACUUGAAACACAUAAAACACGGCUUACUUUGUGUAGGGGGGAGCAAACAGUUUGGGAGUCUUCGUAAUGUGCAAGCUUAGGGUAUUUUGUGGACUGAAUACUACAACAUCAGUUUCUUAUUUAAAAAUUUACAUACUGCAACAAGAAAGUAUGCUAAAUAUAGGAUUUUUCUUCAAAUUUCAAAGCUGUUCUGUGUUGAAGUCUUCAGAUCUGAGGAAAUGAAGUUGAAUUUGAGUAAUUUGCCACAGUGGCGGUUAGAAGUUUUGAGUGCUUGAACAACUGGAGAUAGUGGAUUUUCUUUUUAUGGAUCUUAUCCAUUGCUGGCAGUGGAUGAACUGACACUCAUUAUGAUGGAGACUAAGGAAGUGAAUACAACAUUAUUAAUAAUGAUAAUCCAUUGCCUUUACAUUGUUUCCGAGCCAUGUGUACAUAUACCUAACUACUGACCUCGUCAGCAUGCUUUCUAGUACAGAACUGCUUUCAAAUUUUUUUUUAAUUAAAAUACUGAACUAAAAAAUAAAACCAAAACAUUUUUGAAGCAUUAUUUUAAGUGAUCAGUUAUUUUCUCUACAGUCCUGGACUUAUUGUGGUGUCAUUACCUGGCUGUUUUAUUUAUUUGCACAAGUGAGUCUGCUUUAAGUCUUUACUGGGACUUCCUGGCCCAGUAAUGUAGUUCUGUCUGAGUGCUCAUGCAGGUAAACACUGCACUGGGAAUUCUGGAUUUGUGGAUUUUUUUAAGAAGACUAGAAGAUUUUUUUUUAGCUCCUAUUCAAGUAGGGUGUUCUCUGAGGUUCAUUUUAUUUUGAUUCUUUCUGUUAGUGUGUACUUUUGCCUAUAGACUGUUGCAUAAGGACUGUUGUCUUGCAAAAGAGCCAUAGGCCCUUGGUAUUCUACAUCAGUGAACAAGAAUGUUAAACAUUAAAAAACCAACCUUUAUUUUUGAGUUUUAGAUAUAUAUAUAUAUAUAUAUUUUUAACUGCCCAAUCUGAGGUUUUAAGUGAUAAACAUGAAUUGUAAACUCAAUUGCCUUGUAACCAAAUGAUAUAAAUGCUUCAUGAUUUCAAUGAAGAACAUGCUGUAGAUUUUCCUGUAAAUUAGCUUGAUCAAUGAAUAUGUGUGCUACUGAGCUUUAACUAAUGUGAUCUUCCACUGUAGAAAGUCAUUGUUAUGGAUCAAAUAUAGGUACUAAACUAUGUUUAAAUGGAUUAACAGGGAUUUUACAGUUUUGAAAGCAAUGAAGAUACGGCUGUUCCUCAGCCCAUCUGCUUGCCAUUCAGAAGAGUUGUGAUGCAGUGCUUCCUAUGCUAUAGAAAUAUUUUUCAGCUUUCAAUGACUGUAGCAUGAUUCCUUUUCGUACUGUACUGUGUACAGACUUCCCAUGUUUUGCACUUUUCUAUGGCAAACUUUGACUGCUUUAUAAAUACUCUGUUGUGUAGCAAGUAGUGAUAGUAGUAGCAGGCAUUUGUAUGCUGCAUAAUCAGUUUGGACUGCUCGACUUGUGAGGUUCACUUAGGCUAAUGUGUGUUGCUGGUUGCUUGUUGUAGCUCGCGUGUAAGUACUGUUCAAAGUUACAAAGUCAGCCCUCAUUGCACAAUGAAAAAUCACUGUGAUCUGUACAUAAACCCUAAUAAAACUUUAUUGCUGUUUUAUUUAAUGUAAUAUCUGUCAAAUCUGGAUUCAUUUAAUAAUAAACCUUUAUAUCUUUCCAAA